This is a messenger RNA of Cladophialophora psammophila CBS 110553, 807 nucleotides long. RefSeq lists its product as uncharacterized. NCBI's taxonomy places the organism in Eukaryota, Fungi, Ascomycota, Eurotiomycetes, Chaetothyriales, Herpotrichiellaceae. The record is from RefSeq and is a predicted model, not a curated record. The transcript has a single exon. Bases 1 to 807 code for a protein of 268 amino acids.
AUGGCACAUCUCCGGAGCCUGCUCGACCGGCCAGAACCGAAGCUUGCUGCUGUUGUCCAGGCAGCCAGUGAUCUGCUAGACGAUUCUGCAAUUAGGCCAGCCUACAACCAAGGCUGGUUCAAGCCUACCUCUCCAAUGAACAAGUUCAGCAAGAGAUUAGAAGACAAAAUUGCCGGCAAAUCGCUCGAUGAGUUGGUCGAUGGCUUUUUCUGUCGCGACGAGAGUCGCGAACUCUACGGCGAGCGAGUGUCGAAACCUCGCCCGAAGCUAGAGAAGAAAACUGCCUCGAAAGAGAUGCAAGCGACGGAUGACCUCGACCCUGAGUUGCUGGCGAGAGAAAAGAGAAGACAAGAGGCUGACGAGGCUCAUCGCAUCACUGAAAAUGACAGACGAGACCGCCAUCGCGAGUCUCAAAAGGAAAGUCAUCGUCGAUGCUCCGACCUGGCUGCAGAAUGCGGUGCGGAACACGCAAAGGCCGAGAAGAAAACCAAGACUCAAGCGGGCAAAGGGCCCGGCAAGGACGAUCAGCUGUGGACGGCCAUAUACGCCCACGAGAUGGCGGGGAGGGUGGUGCAGUCGAUCAACGACCGGCGCAGGCGCGCGGAGACGGUAGUGCAGUUGCUGCUUCGGUUUCUGAUCCGCCAACAACAAGAUUUGCUGCCGGAUCGAGGAGCACGACGAAGCUCGAGCGAAUGCGGCUCCUCCACGAGCGAGUCAUUCCUCUCUCAGCCAGGCUACGUUGGACAGAAGAGGACAUGGGAUGACAUGGAGCGAGAGUCAACACGUACGUGGCCGCGGACCUGGUGA